AGGAAGCAGCUGCUGAUCUGAUCUCUGACAUUGUGUGAAACAGACAUCUGAAUAAACUGCGCACAGACGUGUCUUUAAACAUACCGCACCAAGGCACGCCGUGCAUGAUUUUGUUAAAGCCCUGGUGGUAAAUAGAAGACAAAGGCAACAGGAGCUUAAGGGACAGAAAAAGACAAAAAAGAGACAGAUGUUGUCAAUCUGCCAUUAUUUUAUGGCCAGAAUCUCCAUGGUCAUAUUAUAGGUCAAACCAUCUGUUGUCUUUGCUGUUGUUCUAGCAUGUAUCCAGUCCUGUACAUGUUGGUAUGUACAGAAGCCUCUGAAGGACCUCUUUGAUUUAAUGGGUCCAAUCAUUGGGAUGUCACCAGAUAAGAAAACGGAAAUUCCGGGUAUGCAAGAGGAGCGGACGGGGCUCAGAGGUGUUUGUGGUGUAGGGACACUGCCUGAGGCGGAGUGUGCAUCCAGUCCACUAGCGACCAGCGUGGAUCGUACUGGAGGUACCGAGGAUGAGGAACUCACCAACCUCAACUGGCUCCACGAGAACCUGCUGCAGAACUUCACUCUGGGGGGUCCCGAAGCUCAGCCCAGUGGCAGCCCCCUUUUCGACAUAGAGGGAGACUACGGGUCUAGCCAGGGCCCGUCAUCCUCCUCCUCAUCCUCAUCACACAGCAGAGGCAGGGAGCGGGACUCGUUGAAGUCUAAGCCCCCUUUCUCGUUUUCUCUGCUCAUCUACAUGGCCAUCGAGCAGUCUCCCAGCAAGUCUUUGCCUGUUAAAGAAAUCUAUGGCUGGAUUCUCGAGCACUUCCCUUAUUUCUCCAACGCUCCCACUGGCUGGAAGAACUCAGUUCGUCACAACUUGUCUCUGAACAAGUGCUUCCGCAAGGUCGAGAGAAGUUUGGGAAAGGCUAAUGGAAAAGGUUCUCUCUGGUGUGUUGACCCCGAGUACCGCCCCAACCUGAUCCAAGCCCUUAAAAAGCAACACUUCCCUGCCGCACAUGCCUUCUGCACACCACCCGCCUCCCCACCCAGUGCCUCCUCACCCCCUCGCCAUCUCUUUCUACAAGGCUGCUCAUUCAAAGAGUCUGACAUUGAUGCUGCCACUGCCAUGAUGCUCUUAAACUCUGCCCCCGGGCACCACGUUGACCCAUGCAAUUCUGACAGCCCACUGGACCUCUCCAGACCGGACUCCGUUCUGGUGAGCAGCGAUCCAAAGCAGGACCACAACUACAGCAGUGUAGCUCUGCAGCGCUGCUCUUCCCGUUCCUCCUCCUCGUCUCUUUCCUCCCUGGAUGAAGGUGGCUGCGAUCGCAGGCAGUCCCGCCGCGCCGGCAGCGAGGGCUUCCACAGUGACGAGGACUCCGACCUCUGGGACGAGAGGGGCGCCCAACAGACUUCUCGACGUCCACCCGCCAUCAAGUGGCCCGCCGGCAAGAGGGCACGACGUGAGGUCAAGCCAGAGUUGGAUGAGGAGCUGAAGGAAGCCGCCGGCUCCUUGCUGCACCUGGCUGGUAUACGCAGCUGCACGGAGGGCUCCAAACGUACUGUCAAGAGCACAAAACUUAACAGGAAAUGAAGAUUUUUUUUUUUCUUUUUUGCCCCCAUCAGACUCCGGACCCUGUGAACCCUAACCUCUGACCCCUGAUCGUGUGUCCCAGUGUGCCUCCUUCUCCUUAUCUGAUCGUUCAUUGGCCAUUUUGAGCCUUUUUUUUGUUUGGGAAUAUCCUUGUCCAACAAAACAAAUGGCAAUAGUAUCGUUCACACAGGAGAACAAAGCCAUAUAGAGACUUUUGUAACUCGGGGGUAACUGCUGGGGGUGGGUGUUUUUGGGCUAUGGAGAACCAUCAAGAAACCUAUCCAAAAUGACCUGCCUGCUUCUAUUGGAUUAGGAGAUUGUGAUUCAAGAAUUUUUCUCUGAUGAAAGACAAAAUGGGAAAAGCUGAAGGUUUUAUAACUCAAAGCGUUGCAUGCUUCCUCCUCAAACCUGUAUCCUCUUCCAAGUGAAUCUAUUUAUGAAGCGAAUGAGUGCAUGUUUGUAACAGACAAAAUCUAACCUCCUGGUGUUAUCAGUUUCUCCUUUUUUUUGUGCUAAAGAAAAAAAAAUGCCACUGUUUUGAAAGGAAUUCUUGCUCCAUGAAUCCUCUUGUAAGAGAGAUGCAAUAAUUAAUCCACAACCUUAACUUUUUGACUAUUAUUUCAUGGUGGCAUUUUUCAGAGUUGAGUAUGCUAGUUAAACUUUACAAUUAAGAGAAUGAAUGGAGUAGUAUUAUGAUCUUGUUAUGCGAUAAACUCAAUACACAUGAGCUCCGGCUCGAUUUCAGGAUUAGCAAGAUGUGGGAAUAGUAUUACUCUGCCACUGCCAAAUUUAGUUGCAAAGUUAGCUAUACUACUUUUCUCGGUUUUGUGCGGCCAUUACAGUGCUAUACGAAUGAAAGCUGUUCUAAUUUUUUUUUUUUUUUUUUUCAUUUUUCACUGCUCCUCCUGUCAAUCCCUUUCAUUCAUCAGUGUGUUUAUAGUUUAUCCUCCAUAGAUUUUUAUUUUUCGGGGGUUGUGUGUGUGUGUGUGUGUAUCAUAGUGCAUGUUGACUUCAACCUAAACCUGAGAUGAUGGUCACGACAAGAAAAGAGGUUGAGAUGGUCAGACUCUUUUUUCCUUCUACUGACAAAGUAGUCAUUCUACUCCUCAAUGAAUACAACUGGUGUAAUGACAGAUCUGCUGGCUACAGCUGUAACGUGGGGCUGCUUGGUACUCUCCUUGCUUCUGGUCCUUUUGAAAUGCAGAGCUGGUUGAUGGUCAGAAUCAGGAACAGACAGUGAAAUACCACAGCUUCUUGCUCCAUUAUUUGAGUUUGCAGUUUGAUUAUACCUCUGUGUGUUCUCCUUGAUUUUUAAAUUAUUAUUAUUAUUAUUAUUUUAAAUUCUUAGCUCAUUUUCUGCUGGCUGAUCCUGUGGCUGAGUUCACUAACAACUUGAGGGAAGGUGUGUCAGUUUUGGUUCAAAUAAAUGAAAGAUCCAGAGCUCAGAGCAUAUUCAAGUGCAAAAUAAGGAGAAGGGGACAAAGCAGUCAUGGCCAGAGAGAAGUGGACUUUUUAUGUGCAGUUGCUCGCAGGCGAGAUAUUGAAGACCUGUGCUGCUGCUCUCAUGUUGUGCCCUCGGUUCUGGCUGGCCAGCAGUGUUUCGUUCUUCCUCCUAGAACAAAAAUAAGGAAGUGCACGCUCUCUUCUCAAGCUGUGAAAUGGAGUGUUUAUUGUCAGUUGAUUGCAUGCAGUUCACUGAGGGGAAGUUGUGAACCACUUGUGUAAAAGGCCAAUAUUCUCAUUUGAGCUUUUAAAAAAAUAUGGCUGCACACUCGCAGCGCACAA
This is a messenger RNA of Toxotes jaculatrix (banded archerfish), 3355 nucleotides long. It is a transcript of the gene foxn2a, whose product is annotated as forkhead box N2a. The record is from RefSeq and is a predicted model, not a curated record. Bases 338 to 1570 code for a protein of 410 amino acids. The transcript has 7 exons. NCBI's taxonomy places the organism in Eukaryota, Metazoa, Chordata, Actinopteri, Toxotidae. Gene Ontology annotation, biological process: regulation of DNA-templated transcription. Gene Ontology annotation, cellular component: nucleus. Gene Ontology annotation, molecular function: cis-regulatory region sequence-specific DNA binding; DNA-binding transcription factor activity.